Molecule: messenger RNA, 1320 nt
Organism: Geodia barretti
Lineage: Eukaryota; Metazoa; Porifera; Demospongiae; Tetractinellida; Geodiidae
Source: the annotation of a GenBank genome assembly
CCACUGGGCAGUCUGUGUACCAGUCCACCACCAUCCCCAUUCCCCUGUUCCCACGCUCCAUUUCCGAGGGCCGUCACCUUUGUCGGCCGAAUGGCGAGAGAGUCCUCCUCAUUCCACACGACACCAGGAGCACACCAGCUACAUCGCCAGAUGGGUCGCGUGGUACGACAAGAAGACGUCAGUUGAGGUUGUCAACAGCAGCUGUGCUGCUGCAACUGAAGGAGGCGUGACAUCUUUGGACUGACGUGCCUCGACCUGUGCUUCUGUUCAUGAUAGUGAGAGAGUUGCAGCUGUUCCUGCGCUACCUGCAGCGAGGCUCCUGAAGACCCCCGACUUCGUGAAACUUGUGCAGGGGAUGAUAUUCACUCUGGAGGGACCGGAGAAACUCCUGCCUGAUCCGAAGUACUAUACGAAGAACAUUACUGGAAUCAACCCAAAUCUGACAAUUUAUCUCGUCAUUGUACUUAAGGUGGGUCAGAUUCAGUUGAUACGGAGACAGAUCACGCGAGAUGAGAUGCAAGACGUGCAGUUUGACUCAAACAACACUACUGGCAAUUCCCGCAGCCUCAACCAGUCUCUGCUGACAGCAAUAGAGGCCCACUACAAAGACCCCUCCAUCCCUUAUCCCGGAGAGGACAAUGCCAUAUUGUUUGAGUUGACGCCUUACCUGGAGUCCGCUGGGUUCCACGACCCUCUCUCCAAGAUCUACGUGACACAACAACCUGUGGUGAAGAACUUCAGCAUCAUCUGCUUCUUGUUUGUCAUCACUCAACUCCCCAAACUCGUCUAUAACAAGAGCGUAGGAAGUCUUCUGAGUAGGAAGCCAACUGAUCCGUUGGACGGACCAGCUUUUGUGACGGGGUGUUUGUCUCUGCUGAGACAAUUCCAUUCCCAUAACACAGACCAGUUCCUGGGCUACAUGGGGCAGUACGUGCGGUCCAUGGUCCAUUCCAAUGCCUCCACCAAGUGAGAAUCCACACUUUUUUGCUAACUUCAACCCCCCCUCUAUUCGCAGGGACAAGGCGGUGAGUCUGUCAGCGGAGGUGGUGAAUGCUCUCUGCUACCUGGAGGAGCUGACCCACUACAGCCAUCUGCCCCGGAGAGCAGUGGAGAGAUUCAUCCCGGCCUACAUCUUUGCCGAGUUCAGACGACACCAGCAACUCUGAAAACCCAACCACUGGUGUGCAUCACUUUGAACUUGAUUUACAGAACCAUUGUGUUUGUGUUAUAAUUAUUCGUGCUAUAGCAGAUCUAAAUAAUAAUAUAUGGCUUUUCAGUUUGAUCACGAUGGUUGAAAUUAAUUUUGCCUCCUACUUGGAA